This is a messenger RNA of Beta vulgaris subsp. vulgaris (sugar beet), 2548 nucleotides long. Its product is annotated as NADP-dependent malic enzyme. Gene Ontology annotation, molecular function: malate dehydrogenase (decarboxylating) (NAD+) activity; NAD binding; malate dehydrogenase (decarboxylating) (NADP+) activity. Lineage: Eukaryota; Viridiplantae; Streptophyta; Magnoliopsida; Caryophyllales; Amaranthaceae. Bases 250 to 2175 code for a protein of 641 amino acids. Gene Ontology annotation, cellular component: chloroplast. The record is from RefSeq and is a predicted model, not a curated record. The transcript has 20 exons. Gene Ontology annotation, biological process: pyruvate metabolic process; malate metabolic process.
UAAGAGGCAACACACGGUUUCUUCUCUCUGGCUCUCAAAUAAUCUGCAGCUUCUGAAGAUCUGUGAGCUACACACCUCCAAAGGGCAGGUGGUUAGAGAGAAGAAAGAGUAUUACUAUUUCCUAGUAGGAGAAAACCAAGCAACACUUUCUCUCUCUUUCUUCAUUCUCCAUUAUUUCAGCAUAUAUAUAACAUAUACCCAAACAAAACAAAAAAAAAAAACUCAAAACUUUCAACUACGCCAUUCAACAUGAUCUCCCUUCACAGAGCCAAUUUCUUGAGCAACAAACCAAGUGUAUCCGGGAGAUCUUUCGGGUCGACCCAGUUGCAGAGAAGAGGUCCAUCGGUGGUUAGGGUGGCGGUGGGACCCUCAAAAGGUCGAUCAGGGGAUGAAAACGGCAUCGUUUUGACGGAGGAAAUAAAAGAAGUUUCUUCUGUAAUUGACUUGAAUGAGAAAUCAACGGUCAGCACUGGUGGUGUGGAAGACGUGUACGGUGAAGAUACUGCCACGGAGGAUCAGCUUGUUACACCUUGGGCUCUCUCUGUUGCUAGUGGUUAUUCAUUGUUGAGGGAUCCUCGUCACAACAAGGGGCUUGCCUUCACAGAGAAGGAAAGAGAUGCGCACUACUUGCAGGGUCUUCUUCCCCCAGCUGUUGUUCCUCAACAGCUUCAGGUGAAGAAAAUGAUUCAUAAUAUCCGUCAAUAUCAAGUGCCCUUGCAAAAGUACAUGGCAAUGAUGGAUCUUCAGGAGAGGAAUGAAAGGCUUUUCUAUAGGCUCCUUAUUGACAAUGUCGAAGAGUUACUCCCAGUGGUCUACACCCCAACUGUUGGUGAGGCCUGUCAGAAGUAUGGAAGUAUCUUCAGGCAACCUCAGGGUCUCUUUAUCAGUUUGAAGGAAAAAGGAAAAGUCCUAGAAGUUCUGAAGAAUUGGCCAGAAAGGCACAUCCAAGUGAUUGUUGUUACAGAUGGUGAGCGGAUUUUAGGCCUUGGAGACCUUGGGUGCCAAGGAAUGGGAAUACCAGUUGGGAAGCUUGCUUUAUAUACAGCUCUUGGUGGCAUUCGUCCUUCAGCGUGUCUUCCUGUCACUAUCGAUGUGGGAACAAACAAUGAGGCAUUGUUGAAAGAUGAUUUCUACAUUGGGCUUCGGCAAAAGAGAGCGACUGGACAGGAAUAUGCUGAGCUCAUGGAUGAAUUUAUGGCGGCUGUGAAGCAGAUAUAUGGGGAGAAGGUUUUAGUUCAGUUUGAAGACUUUGCCAAUCAUAAUGCAUUCGACCUACUUUCAAAGUAUGGUAGUACGCAUCUUGUCUUCAAUGAUGAUAUCCAGGGGACAGCCUCUGUUGUCCUUUCUGGACUUCUUUCAGCGCAAAAGUUGGUGGGAAAGAAAGUAGCCGACCAAACUUACCUAUUUCUUGGAGCUGGAGAGGCGGGCACUGGUAUAGCAGAACUCAUAGCUCUUGAAAUUUCAAAACAGACCAAUACUCCUCUUGAGGAGGCUCGUAAGAAGAUCUGGCUUGUGGACUCUAAGGGACUUAUAGUCAACAGUCGCAAGGAGUCAUUGCAACAUUUUAAGAAGCCUUGGGCUCAUGAGCAUGAACCUGUGAACGGACUCCUCAAUGCUGUCAAGGCGUUGAAGCCCACUGUCCUGAUCGGCUCAUCAGGAGUUGGGAGGACAUUUACCAAGGAUGUGAUUGAGGCAAUGGCUACAUUCAAUGAGAGACCUGUCAUUCUUUCACUGUCUAAUCCAACUUCACAAUCAGAGUGCACAGCUGAGGAGGCUUAUACAUGGAGUAAGGGCCGUGCAAUUUUCGCAAGUGGAAGUCCAUUCGAUCCCAUUGAAUAUGAAGGGAAAACUUUUACGUCUGGACAGGCGAAUAAUGCAUACAUCUUCCCUGGCUUUGGUCUUGGCUUGAUAAUCUCUGGUGCCAUCCGAGUUCAUGAUGACAUGCUCUUGGCAGCCUCGGAAGCCCUAGCAGCCCAGGUGACCGAGGAACACUUUGCUAAGGGUCUUUUGUACCCCCCAUUUAAGAACAUCAGAAAAAUAUCGGCCCACAUUGCAGCCAGUGUGGCAGCUAAAGCAUAUGAACUGGGCCUCGCAACUCGAAUGCCGCAACCAGAAAAUCUGAUGAAGUAUGCCGAGAGUUGCAUGUAUAGCCCUGCCUACAGAAGCUAUCGCUGAAGUUUUCUGGAUCAAUUUCUGCUCUUCCCUCUUCCCUCUUGUUACACUUUGUUGUUUGUGGAAUUUAAUUACAUAGUAUAAUUGCAUUUGUUCGCUCUUGUAACUGGAGAAAAAAAAGAGGAAAAUGAAAAAGAGGUGAAUAUACCUCAAUGGUCAAAGUAGAUUAGAAACCUAUUACAGUUCAAGGAAGUUCCGAUAAUGAUGAAAAGGGGAAAUUCGUAAUGUUGAACUCUUUAACUCGAACAUAUUUGCAGAAAAAAGGGGAAGAACAAACUAGGAAUGAGAGUAGUGAAUUCUUUUGUGUAAGCAGUUAACUAGUGUCAUUAUGCUCAUUCAUAUGAUAAAUGUAUAAACUUUGUAGUUUGCAUAACCA